CAUUACUCUUCUUCCUGCUGCUCCGCGAUGACAUAUCCAGUUCUCGGGUCGCCCAUUUCGAAAUGCAGUCCUCAUCCAGCAGUGACACUUCGGAUGAUCAGACGGUCAACAAUGGCGAUAUUGAGCGCAACACGCUCGCAGACAACUCAAAGCACAGCUACCUCGCUGUUUUUCGCAGAAUUCCAGUCCCUUUACACAGGGAACGCGUAGGAACUCAGGUGCUUCGAACAAUAGCUUUCCUUGCAAUUGUACUGUGCAUCUUCCAAUACUUCUGGAUACAGCACAUUAACAAUGGAUUGUCUCGUGUAUCCAAUGGUCCAUUUGACGUAGUGUUCUGGAAACUCAACCGCCAAAGCCCGGAGAUCUGGGACGAUGAGCGACAGGCCUUUAUUCAUGACGCGAUCCCAGUACCCGUUCACUCUCAUAACGACUAUUCGAGGGGUAUCCCUCUGUUUGAAGCGCUGGGCUCUGGCUGUAUCUCUGUUGAGGCCGACAUACACCUUCGUGGUUCAGAUCUGCUGGUUGGCCACACCUCAAAGGGCCUGAAAAGUGAUUCAAAUCUACGUUCAAUGUACCUCGCGCCCUUGCAACGCAUGAUCCAAUUGCGCAAUAAAGGAACUUAUGAAGAGGAAUGGAGAGGCAUAUUCAGAAGUUCACCGCAUCAAACGGUUGUGUUACUUGUUGAUGUCAAAACGAGUGGACCCGAAACCUUUGCGGAGCUUCAUGCACAGUUGCAGCCUUUGCGAGAUCUCGAUUUCCUAACUUACUGGAAUGGUACAGAGCGGAUAAUACGCCCUUUGACUGUUGUCGCAUCCGGGAACGCACCGUUCGAGUCAAUUCUAGCCCUUGAUUCGGCACACAGAGAUAUUUUCUGGGAUGCGAAGCUCGAGAAUCUCUUUACGCUAAACGACGAUCUCGACGUUGAUCCACCAAUCUAUGGAUUUAACCAAUCCAAUUCAUAUUUCGCAUCAACACGAUGGACAAACGCUCGAUUGUUCGUCCCGCCGCUCAACUACACUUACCCAGAGGGCACCAAAAUCAAUGCCUAUAUGAAAGAUAUGGCAUUACCGCACAUUGAGCAGGCAAAAGCUCGCGGCCUCAUCUCCAGAUUCUGGGAUACACCUGAAGGUCCUCCCAAUCUACGGGAAAUUGCCUGGCGAGUGUUGAUUAAAUUGAAGACUGGAAUUCUGAAUAUGGACGAUAUGGGUACUGUGAGGGCUCGGGCAAGCGGUUGGGGCUCGUUGUAGAUUCGUCAACCUGUAAGCUCUCUUCGAAGUCUCGUAUAAUUUCAAUUACCUGUUUAUUCGUAGGAAUCAGCACCAUUUGCAUCAUUACACAGUGAAUUUGAGCAAGCUUGAGAGGGGACACGGUUAAGAUAGUAACGAUGAUCUCGAACGCGCCGCCUUUGCAAGAUCUUCAACGAGAUGCACCAUGCAGAUAUCAGCGUUGGCUCUGUUGUCUCUUACGUGUGCUCCGACUUCACGGCGUAUGCCCAUCAAUAGACUAGGGACGAGGCUAGCAACUGAUGAUUAUGCGCUUGGUAUCAGGAAAUUAGAUUACGG
Molecule: messenger RNA, 1562 nt
Organism: Aaosphaeria arxii CBS 175.79
Lineage: Eukaryota; Fungi; Ascomycota; Dothideomycetes; Pleosporales
Exons: 2
Coding region: 63-1247 (394 amino acids)
Biological process (GO): lipid metabolic process
Molecular function (GO): phosphoric diester hydrolase activity
Source: RefSeq, a predicted model, not a curated record